GAGCGGCGGAGGCGGGAGCUGUGAUCUGAGGGGAGCAUGAGCGGGCGCCCCGGCAGCGGCGGCCCGGUAACGGCGGCAGGUAUAGCUUAGUGUUAUGGAUGAUACCAAAGAAGCUAAAAUGCAGAUAACACCAGAAACUCCAGGACGAGUCACAAUCCUGAAUCCUUUUGAAAGUCCCAGUGAUUAUUAUACUCUUCAGGAGCAGAUUGUCUCCAGUCCUUCAGUCUUUAAAUCAACAAAAUCCUCAUCUACACCAGGAAAAUUUAGAUGGUCUAUUGAUCAGCUUGCUCUAAUAAAUCCUGUGGAAAUUGACUCGGAAGAUGUUCGACGCCAAGCCAUGUAUUUGAGUCAUGCUAGGAUUGAUAAGGAGACAGAAGACAGAAGGCAACAAGCCAUUGAGGAGUUUUUCACAAAAAGACUCAUAGUUCCUUCUCCUUGGACUGAACAUGAAGGCAAGCAAGUUUCUCAGUUCAAUUCAACUAAAUCCAUAGAUCUAAAUAACAUUUCUCCAAUUGGAAGACAGCUUACUUUGCAGCCUGGGAAAAGCAAUGCUGCUUGUCAGACAGUACUGUCUUUGCCAGUGGAUUUUAAUUUAGAGAAAAUACUAGGUGAAUAUUUUAGACCUGAUGAAUUUGCAGAUCAGUCUCAGGAAAAUCUCAGUUCUUCAUCACUCAGAAGAAAGCUGUUUUUAGAAGAAAAUGGAAGCGUAUCUGAGUGUUUGUCCCCUUCUCUGCAUAGCCCAUGCAGUAGCGGGAGUGCACUUGGAGUGCUUUGUUCAAUAGACAUAUCUCCAGUCCGGUGCAGAAGCCCUCUGGAGACAUCUAGUUCAGGUCAGUUUUCAUCAAGUCCUAUUCAGGGAGGAGCAAGGGCUUAUAGUCUGGGAAGUAUAACCAGUCCCACGUUUCCAGAGGGGUCUCCUGCACAUAAUGGUUCUCCUACUUUUUCACCAAUUGCUUUUCACAUAAGGAAGACACCGCUCUCAGACCAAAGAAAAUUUACAUUUCGCUCUCCAGAUAUUCCUUCUGCCUCAAAUAGAAUGACACCUCCAAGUACAAGAAGCCCUUACAUAGAUGGUUGUUCUCCAAUUAAAAAUUGUUCUCCUAUGAGGCUUGGAGCUUGUAGAGGAACUGCCCAGUAUCAGACUUCUGUCAUUAGAAUACCAAUUGCAGUUGAGAAUCGUGGUGAGGAUGAGGAAGACAAGGAAAAUGCUUCUCCAGCAGAAGCUCGCUUCACAGAAAUGGAUAGUAGAAUAAACUUACGUCAGCCAGACGGUGACACUUUCGCACAUGGUACACAUCUCGUGGUAGCGACUGUGUCUAUUGCACCAGAUCACUCAGAAGCUUGUCAUCAAAGGCUGUCAUCCUUUCAGGAUAUAGAAGGCUCAAAGGAAAAUAAUACUGUAGAUAUGGCUGAUGCAGCUGAAGUGUCAGAGGAAAACACUUGGAUAAAAGAAACAAUUGGCAAUAGCAACGCACCAAUGACCAGCUUUAUGACGGGGAUUACUUUCAGUAUUGAAAGCUCUCGCAUGUGCAUGUCACCUCUUGCAGAAAGCAGCGCAAUUCCUUGUGACAACAGUAGUAUUCAGGUGGACAGUGGUUAUAAUACACAGACUUGUGGAAGCAGCAUUAUGGAUACUGCAGGGGCUGAAACCAAUUGCAGAGAAAAUGAUGUGAAUACUAACGUGUUUCAGAAUAAAUCUCAGCUUCUUAGAACAAAGGAGUGUUCAGUGUUAAACCACAAGGACAAUCAGUUGCUGAGAGCAAAAUCUCCAGAGAAGCAAUCCUGUUUCCAAAAAGCAGAAGCACAUAGUACAGUAUUUGGUCAAAACGCAACUUGCAACAUUGCUACCUGGAAACAUAAAAACGAAAAUCAAGUUCAGGGAUUUCACAAAAAUGGUAUGUAGCGUUCUGUUGGAGAACUUAAAUUGUCUUGUCUAAUAAAUCUUUGUAUAGGUGACCUCAAUUACCUGGAUUAUACAUACUGUCUUGCUUUUUUUAAUGCAAAUGUAAUAAAUUGUCUCGUGUAUUUUAAGGAAGUUUAUAAAUAAUGUGGGAGUGUUCAGGACUUAUUAACAGAUUUAUCAGUAUCAUUAAGUGAUCUUUUGAGAAUGAAGGCGGCUAGACUUGGUACAGAAAAAACAUAGUGUUUUUUCAGAAUUGUGUGCCGUCUGUGAUCAGGGUAGAUUCCAUGAGGAGGCUUGUUUUGAAAGUUUGGCUCUAACUUCAGCUUCAAGAGGAAUAUUUUACACAGAGGAAGCAAACCUAGGCAACUUGCAUAGGAGCUAACGUAACUGCAAAAACACCUACGUUUUAAGACACAACUCCUAAAAGCACGAGGGAAAGAGAAAGGAAAGGAAUGUUAGUUUCGAUUUGGAUUGCUUCCCCCCCCCGCCCCCCAUCAGUUUUGUUGUGUACCUUCAGGAGUAUUAGCACUGGUCCCAAGAAGACUAGGCAGAAAUGAACUGCCGGGGGUGCGGGGAAGCCGGAGCGGGGUGAGUGUCUGUCAGUAUCAGUGAUGAAACUCUCUGACUUUCACAAGGGAAGAAUAAAACUAUAGUAUUCCAGAAAUGGGUCCCUGGAAUACGCGUGUGAUUUAUAGUAGACUGCAAACUGUUAAAAAUGGGUGCUUAAUACCAGGCUAGUCCUUUUAGUUAAGUUUUCCUGGUGAACAGCUGCCAUGAAAACUCCAUUCCAGUUAUGAAAAUUAUCUACUGUUCCACAAUUAAAAAAAAAAAAGUAAAAAAAGUUUAAUUCUCUUAGUAAUAAAGUAAGCUAUAGGUCAGAAGAAGCCUUUUAGCAAUUCUUUGAUCAGUUUUUUCCUUGGUUUGACAGAAAUCAAGGAAAAGGAGAAGUGAUGGAAACGUCUUAAUAGGAAAAUAGAAUCUCUUCCCCCUGAACAACUCCUAAAACUUUAUAUACUGAAGCAAGAUGUGCUAUUGGUUACUUUAAAAUUAAAUGAUAGUGUUGUGACUUUAGUAAUUGUAUUAGUACUAAUGUUGAUCACCCGACUCCACCAGUGUUUCCUAAGAGCACUUGUGUCCAAAUUGAUGCUCCGGUCCUCUUUUGAAGGAAUGUAAGAAGGUGCAAUAAGGUUAAUUGGUCUCAGGACAUCAUUAAGAGAAUGGUGCAGCCUUCCUUCUAUUAAACCAUUACAAUUUUACUUCCCUCUUAUGUUUAAUUCCGAAUACUAUUAUGUCUGCUUACAGGAAUUGCCCGAGUACUUAGAUAAACAUUUAGAAAUAUAAUUUUUUGCAUGCCACUUACUGAGAAAAGUAUUAAUAUAAACAAACUCUUGAUACUUUCAAGAAAACCAUCCAUGAGCAAAAGCAAUGGAAUGAGGAGAGUCUGGAAACCCAGAACUCCCUGUGCCUGAUCAAAACCAGAUUUGGUUAAAUUUGAUGGGAUUUGUUUAAAAGAACCCAUGCGGUAAUAACGGUCACUAAAGGGGAAAGAAGAGAUAAGGGAAAGACUGAGAUUUCAAGAGCUCUGGGUUUGUAGAGCUCCGAAGUAAACUUUGUUGGAUUAACGGAAAAUAAAAGUCUGUUCCAGUACGUGCUCCAGUGGAAGCAGGCUUUCGCCCCUUUCAUAGCACAGAUAUCCAGCCCCAGGAUACGCCAUGGAAGUUCUGCUGCCUGUUCUGUUUCCCCCACGCACAGAAAGGCUCGUACCAAAGCGAUAGCCUGUGGCUGAUGAGUAGCUGUUGGCACUAAGCCUGAAAGAGUUGGUCCGAC
Molecule: messenger RNA, 3730 nt
Organism: Chroicocephalus ridibundus (black-headed gull)
Lineage: Eukaryota; Metazoa; Chordata; Aves; Charadriiformes; Laridae
Gene: BORA
Product: BORA aurora kinase A activator
Exons: 12
Coding region: 95-1903 (602 amino acids)
Biological process (GO): activation of protein kinase activity; regulation of mitotic nuclear division; regulation of mitotic spindle organization
Cellular component (GO): cytoplasm; nucleus
Molecular function (GO): protein kinase binding
Source: RefSeq, a predicted model, not a curated record